UCUGUGUAUAUUUUUCCGAUUAAUUUUCUCAAUUUUAUAGAGAACACCGUGUAACAAAGUGUUCCAAGAUGUCACAGACAACAAAUGAAGUACCCAUUCUUCCACAUACAAGUGAAAAUAUUUUGGAAAAUUCUCCUGUGGUCAAGAAAGAAGUCAAAGACGAAUUGCCAGCAACUUCUGUACAUGUACCUGUAUCAUCACCACCACCAGCUCACAGUCAUGGAGUUAUAUCUGUUGAAGGAACUCCAAAACAAAGAAUCACCCAGAUUAUACCAACACAAAUUAUAGGCCAUGAACCCAGAAGAACUUCAUCCAGAUCUAUCAAACGCAAGAAGUUUGAUGAUGAAUUAGUAGAGAGCAGUUUAAUUAAAACAGAACGAGGAAGGGUAGCAAAACUUCCUACAGUGACACAAGUGCUAGAGAAAAUAGAACCUGUUGAAAAAGAACAACCUCCUGUUCCCCCACCUGAAAAGAAAAAGGUUUCUAAGUCAGUCACUUCAGCAACAAAAAGGUCAAAGAAACAAAAGCCACCUGCACCUGCUUCAGCAAAAGAUCUUGGAAGAUGGAAGGCACAAGAUGAUUUAGCACUAAUAACAGCUGUACAGCAGACAAAUGAUUUGACAGCUGUGCACUUAGGUGUGAAGUUUUCCUGUCGAUUUACUCUUAAAGAAAUUCAAGAAAGAUGGUAUGCUUUGCUGUAUGACCCUAUAAUCUCGAAGUUAGCAGUGCAGGCCAUGAAUCAGAUUCACCCAGAUGUGAUUGCAGAGGUUCAGUCCAAAGCUCUCUAUAGUAAAGAAGAGGAGUCAUUAUUGGGAACAAUUGCAUCUUCAAGUCAACCAAGUUUGGAAACCUUCCAGGAUCUCUUAGAGCAGAAUCCGGACACAUUUUAUCCGCUGCGGACAGCGAAGGCUUUACACAAUCACUGGCUGCUGCUAAAACAGUAUCAUCUCCUGCCAGACCAGUCAGUUCAACCAAUUCCUCGUGGGGACCAUGUUCUUAAUUUUUCUGAUGCUGAGGAGAUGAUGAAUGAUGAUGAUCUCAAAGAUCCAAAAGAUGACAUCCUAGAGCAAGAAUUGUCUGUGGCUGACAGAAGGAACAAGAAUGAGAUUCGUCACUUAGAACAGGAACUUCCAAAAUGGCAGGUAUUGGUGGACAGUGUUACAGGAAUCAGUCCACAAGACUUUGACAACCAGACAUUGGCUGUACUGAGGGGAAGACUUGUCCGCUACUUAAUGAGAUCAAAGGAGAUUACAUUAGGAAGAGCCACUAAAGACAAUCAGAUAGAUGUAGAUCUAUCUUUGGAGGGUCCAGCAUGGAAAAUUUCCCGUCGACAAGGAAUCAUCAAACUCCGAAGUAAUGGUGAUUUCUUCAUCGCAAACGAGGGAAAACGUCCUUUUUAUGUUGAUGGCAAAGCCAUAUUGGCUGGUAACAAACAAAAGUUAAACAAUAAUUCAGUUGUAGAGAUCUCUUGCCUGCGCUUUAUUUUCCUGAUUAACCAAGACCUUAUCAAUGUGAUACGGACAGAAUCUCAAAAGCUUGUACCAACCUGAGGCCAGGAAUUUCUGGGUGUUUGAAAUGCAAAUCUGGUGGAAAUUUUCUUGUAGGAAAUAGACUGUGAAUUUGCUAAGUAAACUGGCAUUGUGAGAAUGGUGACCAUACUUUAUAGCAUAUUUUAUGAGACUGAGUGUCAUUUAUGCCAAAGUUUGAACAGUCACGAGGAAUUAAAAUGACUCUUUGUAAGGAUGCGUUUAGUUCAUGUAUAUUAUCUCUAUGAGAUUAUAAAAAGGGAGAAGUGUGCAUGUGUAAACUUGACAUUGGAUAUGUGUGUUUUGUUGUAGUUUUCUCUGUUAAAUGUGUGUAAAUUAUAGUGAAUUUAUAAAGGAAAUAAAUAUUGUCAAAGUAAC
This is a messenger RNA of Saccostrea echinata, 1904 nucleotides long. RefSeq names its product microspherule protein 1-like. Gene Ontology annotation, biological process: positive regulation of transcription by RNA polymerase II. Gene Ontology annotation, molecular function: G-quadruplex RNA binding; protein binding. NCBI's taxonomy places the organism in Eukaryota, Metazoa, Mollusca, Bivalvia, Ostreida, Ostreidae. The transcript is spliced from 13 exons. Gene Ontology annotation, cellular component: Ino80 complex; MLL1 complex; NSL complex. Bases 69 to 1550 code for a protein of 493 amino acids. The record is from RefSeq and is a predicted model, not a curated record.